Messenger RNA from Hemiscyllium ocellatum (epaulette shark), 2295 nucleotides. RefSeq names its product DNL-type zinc finger (gene dnlz). The coding region runs from base 34 to 534 and encodes 166 amino acids. Lineage: Eukaryota; Metazoa; Chordata; Chondrichthyes; Orectolobiformes; Hemiscylliidae. Gene Ontology annotation, molecular function: protein-folding chaperone binding; zinc ion binding. Gene Ontology annotation, biological process: protein import into mitochondrial matrix; protein folding; protein stabilization. Gene Ontology annotation, cellular component: mitochondrion. The transcript has 3 exons. The record is from RefSeq and is a predicted model, not a curated record.
CAUGGUGACCGAGCUGCGGCCUAGUUGCGCGCCAUGAGCCUGGGCCUGGCGUUCAGCCGCUUCGGGAGAGCGGCGGCCGCGGUCCCCCGGCUGCUGGGGGCGGCCUCGGGACGCGGGUGGUCUCCAAGCCGCGGAUUCCUCGUUUCUCCGGGCGGCGGUGGCCGGCGGUGGGCUCCGGGGACAGGUCUUGCCCAGGCCGCCGCCGCCAGCCACUACCAGCUGGUGUACACCUGCAAGGUGUGCCAAGCAAGAUCUAUGAAGAGGAUCUCCAAACUGGCCUAUCACAAUGGAGUGGUCAUUGUGAAGUGCCCUGGGUGUAGCAAUCACCAUAUCAUAGCAGACAAUCUGGGAUGGUUUUCUGACCUUGAUGGGAAAAAGAAUAUCGAAGAAAUAUUGGCUGCAAAGGGUGAGAAGGUUCAACGUGUGGUUUUCGAUGGUUCACUGGAAAUUACCACAAAUGGAACCAACUGUGAGGAACCUGAGGGGGACCAUUCUAACAAAGCUGUGGACUCUGGAGAUCAACCGAAAUCCUAAUCCAAUCAGAAAGAUUUAAGUGACAGAGAACAGUCAUUGUGAUCCUGCUGUGAGCAGGCCAUAUUCCUUUGGUUUAGAGGGAGCAAGUCCCACCAAGAGAUAAAAUCAUACAGAUAAAUUGCAAUAACUAAAGUUGAUUUCUGCCGUUGCAGUCUAUGCAAAUCUCAGUUAUUGCAGCCAAGCCAGGGAAAUGUGUUUUCAAAUGUAUUGCGAAGGAUUUUACAAUUCCAGAUGCCUGUUUGAGAAGCCGGUUAACAGCAGGAUAUUGGGCAAUCAGUCUGUCCAGUCAGCAGUGUUGGAAAUUCCUCAGCAGGCAGCCAGGUUUUUGAAAUAAUUGAACCAUUAUGGGGUUGACCUGGUGGAGGUCAAUACUUUAAUCCAGUAACAGUUUCAAAAGCAAGGAACUUCAAAACCUCUUUCUUAAUCUCAGAGGUUUAGAUAGUUUCCAUAUUCUCACUAUCAGAUUCUGGAUAGAGUCAUAGAGACGCACAGCAUGGAAACAGACCAUUCGAUCCAACUCAUCAAUGCCAAGCAGAUAUCCUAAAUAAAUCUAGUCCCAUUUGCCAGCACUUGGCCCAUAUCCCUCCAAACCCUUCCUAUUCAUAUACCCAUCCAGAUGCCUUUUCAAUGUUGUAACUGUACCAGCCUCCACCACUUCCUCUGGCAGCUCAUUCCAUACACACACCACCCUCCGUGUGAAAGAGUUGCCCCUAGGUCGCUUUCAAAUUUUUUCCUUCUCAUCUUAAACCUUUGGCCUCUAGUUUUGGCCUCUGCUACCCUGGAGAAAACACCUUGUAUAUUUACCCUAUCCACGCCCCUCAUAAUUUUAUAAACCUAUGUAAGGUUUAGCCUCCAACACUCCAGGGAAAGUAGCCCCAGCCUAUUCAGCCUCUCCCUGUAGCUCAAAUCCUCCAACCCUGGCAACAUCCUUGUAAAUCUUUUCUGAACCCUUUCAAGUUUCACAACAUCCUUUCUAUAGUAGGGAGACCAGAACUGCUUAAGUGACUUAACCAAUAUCCUGUACAGCCACAACAUGACCUCCUAACUCCUUUCCUCAGUGCACUGUCUAAUAAAGGAAAGCAUACCAAACGCUUUCUUCACUAUCCUAUCUACCUGCAAUUCCACUUUCAAGGAGCUAUGACCCUGCACUCCAAGGUCUCUGUGUUCAGUAACGCUGCCCAGGACCUUACCAUUAAGUGUAUAAGUCCUGUCCUGAUUUGCCUUUCCCAAGUGCAGCACCUCGCAUUUAUCUAGAUUUAACGCCAUCUGCAACUCCUCUUAUAAUUUGAAUAAAUUAUAUCAUACAAACUGUCAAUUGUAAAACCCGGUAAUGCCGUGUAACAUCUGACUCCAGAUCAGCUGUGAAUUUGUGACGCUGACCAAGGUACGCCAUUUUCAACAGAAACAACAGCCUGCAUUAUCUAUAUAGCACUUUCAAUAUAGGAAACAUCCCUCUGUGCUUCACAGGAACAGUGUCAAUGCUGGUCCACAGGAGAUAUUAGGACAGGCAACAAAAGACUUCAUUGAUGGGUUUUUUUUUCAGAUAGAAAGAUGAGUGAAGAGUUAUGGAAAAAUUAUUAAAAUCAGCAAGAGAACAGAACAAGGAACAGAAUUAGUGUACAGAUGUCUUGGAGUGAAGUGUUUACAGAGAGAAAGAAGGGUGAGAACAUAGAGGAAUUUGACCACAUGGCUGAUUGAGUCAACAUUUGAACACUGUUACUGUACUAUCUGUGAUUAGAAUAAAUGAGUGCAUGAGAUACA